GGUGUGGAAUUUCCAGAAGGCGCUCUGGGGAGUAUAUAAUGUCUGCUUCAGGGGAGCCUAAAAUUAUCCUGAGCUCAGAAUUGCAGAGAGAAGAGAGCGAACAGCACACAGUUUCUGCGCUGUAAAUUUCUGAAGUAAAAAACCCAAGGCAUACGCAGUGAGUGAGCCUUAUAGCAAUAACUACAUCCAUGGCUAAACUGCAGGAGAUCUACAACCAGCAAGGCUUCCUCUCAGCGCUGCCAGUGUUGGAUGAGACUGAGCUGAGAGAGGCCAGGCGGGCCUUUGCUGAGCUGGAGGAAGAAUUUGGAGAGGAGUACACCUCGUACAGCCUCCACAAUGUUCACCUUAAGUAUCCUUGGGUGAGGAACCUGACCAGACACCCUCAAAUCCUACGAGUGGUCCAAGCUGUCCUGGGUCAAGAUGUGAUCCUACUGGACUCCCGCUUCAUCUGUAAAUACCCUGUACUCAAACCUGACGCCCAGGAGAGAAAAGAGGGGGAAACCACGCCUGAUGGGAAUGUUGGGGAGAGUGGCCUUCCAUAUGUGGCCUGGCAUCAGGAUAUGAGGUAUUGGGGUAUUGCUGGUGGCCCUGUCCUCUCUGUGUGGCUCGGUUUAGAUGACUCACUGAAGGAGAACGGUGCUCUCCGGGUCAUCCCAGGCAGCCACUGCUCAGGCAUGUUGCCUCAUCGCCAAGCCAUCCGUCCUGGGAACAUGCUGUCCGUCAACCAGGAGAUCCCAGAGGAGCUGUUGCAGACUGAUGAAGCCCUGCUUUGCCCUUUACUAGCUGGCCAGAUGUCUGUUCAUGAUGGACUACUUGUCCAUGCCAGUGAUACCAACAUGUCCCAGAGGAGACGCUGUGGGUUUGUGAUCCGAUAUGUUCCCACCUGUGCAUAUCCCAUACAGGAUCCUGAUCGUCCCAGGAAAUUCCAUGCUACAGAGUUGGUCUGUGGAGCAGAUCAGUUCAAGCAUUUUUCAGACAAAACUGCAUGAAGUAUUCUUUGUCUUCAUUCUGCAUGUUUAACUGACACAAGGUCAUUCUUAAAUAUUGCACAAAAAAAUAAGUGCAGACUUUAUAGUAAAGCUUUAACUACAUCUAACUGGAAAAUCAUUGUUUGAAAUGUCUUAACUGUAUAUAUAUAUUUAAUUUUGAAAAUUUGGCUUUCUAAUGUUUGAUAAUGUGGAGUUUUAUGACAUAUUUGAAUGUAACUCAUCUAUUUUAAACUGCUUUAAAAUAAAUGGUCAAAAUAAUCUGAGAUAUGUCAGUUUGUGAAUCUCAGUUAUUUCACACAUCCUAUCAUCUAAAGAGCAUUUCUAGACUGAGGUGCUUUCGCUUCCAAUCUGACUGACUCUGAAAACCAUGCAGUCAUCCCAAGCAGAGCAAUACUCUUUAUUCUGGACAUCCAAAAAAGUAAAUAAGCAGACCUCACCUUCAAACCACCAGUGUUGACAGAGACCAAAAGUGGCAUAUAUUAUAUCACUACUGAAAAAUAUUUAGUGGCUUCCAGUUUAGUAUAGAAUUGUAUUCAUUACCUCUGGUACUGUAUAUAAAGCUCUGAAUGAUAAGGCACCUCAAUGUCUUUCUGAGCGGAUCCCUCAGAACAUCAGGUAUGGACCUCGUGAAUGUUCGCAUGGUCAAAACUAAAUCAUGUGCAGGUGGAGUUAGUCACUAUGAUGCUGUUUUGUGGCACAAACUCUCAACUUAUCUGAUGCCUUAGGAAACAUUAAGUUAUUUUAAGAGUGGUUUUCAAAGACUGCUUAUCUCUUGUUUCAUUGCAUGUGUGUACAUGUGUCUUGCAUGAUAGAAGGUCAUUUUAUAAAUGUGUUGUGAACUGAAUAUAUGUGCUUCUGAACUCAUUACAUUAUUGUUUAAAAUGAUGGGUUGCUCUAUGUUUGUUUCUUCCUCUGUAAAGCAC
Notolabrus celidotus (New Zealand spotty) is the source of this 1912-nucleotide messenger RNA. RefSeq lists its product as uncharacterized. The transcript has 7 exons. The record is from RefSeq and is a predicted model, not a curated record. NCBI's taxonomy places the organism in Eukaryota, Metazoa, Chordata, Actinopteri, Labriformes, Labridae. The coding region runs from base 189 to 989 and encodes 266 amino acids.